This is a messenger RNA of Olea europaea var. sylvestris, 3027 nucleotides long. Its product is annotated as hydroxyproline O-galactosyltransferase GALT2-like. Gene Ontology annotation, molecular function: galactosyltransferase activity; carbohydrate binding. Gene Ontology annotation, cellular component: Golgi membrane. The transcript has 7 exons. Bases 684 to 2729 code for a protein of 681 amino acids. The record is from RefSeq and is a predicted model, not a curated record. NCBI's taxonomy places the organism in Eukaryota, Viridiplantae, Streptophyta, Magnoliopsida, Lamiales, Oleaceae.
UCUUCCCAAUUCCACGCAUAUUCUUCCCGGUCGGACUGACCCACGUAUAUAUAUAUACCUGCGUAUGUGUAGGCAUUUGCUUCCCCAUUUCUCUUUCAGCGAAAGAUAGGGUUUCGGGUCUCCCGAAUCACCUUCAAAUUCAAAGAUUGAUCUGCUGUACUUUCUUACAUUUCCUUAACAUUCUCUCAGUGUAGUUCCAUUGAUCUUUUGUUUUAUAUAUUUAUUAAAAUACACAAGUUGGAUGCAUCUGGGCUGUACUUAAUUGCAUCUGGAAAAUGCCUUGGAAUGCUGGAGAAUUAGGGUUCCACUCGAUUCGUUCUUUUUCAAAUUCUUUGUCAAAAAAUGUGAUCUUUCUGUUGUGGGUGGAUGAUUCUUUGUGGAGCUGUUGAUGAGUUGAUAGUACUUUUUGCAAAUUUCAAUUGUUCACAGUUGUGUGUACCCAUAACGGUAGAAUACUCUUUAUCUGUCAUUGAGGCAUUAUUGGUGAAUGUUGAUUUAAACUGGUAAAAUUCUUGUUAGGUUUUCUUUUGGAAGUUAAAUCUGAAGUUUCUGUUAAUUUUGUGUUUCUUUGUUGGAUAUGUCCUUAAUUUUAUGGUUAUGUUGUGUGUGACAAAAAGAUUUCGUGAGACAUCUGGCUAUACGAGUCAGAAAAGGCUUGUUGUCUGUUUGUUUAGUUUCUAAAGAUGAAGAGAUUGAAAGGCGAGUCUUCAAGUGCAAAGAGAUUCAAAUUAUCAUAUUUUUUGUUGGGUAUAGCUGCAUUAUACUUGAUUCUUAUCUGCCUGAAGUUCCACGAGUUUUUUGAGACUGCAGAAGUUUUUAGUGGCCAUGAUAGUGAUUUGGGUAGAGAUGACUUGUCCAUUGGGGAUGAUGAGGAUGAAAAAAUAAGUAAAUCACGUCAGAAUUCUGUUUCUAUGGAUGGAUUUCACCGAAUAUUACAAAAUAACGAGAAUCAAGAUGCUUCUGUAAAGCCUCGACAGGAUGCCUCACCGGAGGAAAAGGAUGGUGCUCGAAGCAUAAAGCUUAUUCAACAUCAAUAUGGUCGAAUAACUGCUGGAAUUUUCGGGAGAAUGAAUAAGACAGCUAAAUUCUCUGUGAUGGAGCAAAUGGCAGAUGAGGCUUGGACCUUAGGCUCGAAGGCCUGGGAGGAAGUAGAUAAAUAUGAUGAAAAGGAGAUUAAAAUGGGUGCUAUGUCAAAGGGGAAGCCCGAGUCAUGUCCUUCAUGGGUUUCGAUGCAAGGAGAUGAAUUAACUGAGAGAGAUCACAUCAUGUUCCUUCCAUGCGGUCUUGCUGCAGGUUCAUCGAUCACAGUGAUUGGAACUCCACGUUAUGCUCAUAAGGAAUAUGUGCCGCAGCUUGCCAAAUUGAGGUUGGAUGGUGCUACAGUACUGGUUUCCCAGUUUAUGAUUGAACUUCAAGGAUUAAAGUCUGUAGAUGGGGAAGAUCCACCAAAGAUUUUGCAUUUGAAUCCUCGAUUGAGAGGUGAUUGGAGCCACCGACCCGUAAUUGAGCACAAUACCUGCUAUAGAAUGCAAUGGGGGACAGCUCAAAGGUGUGAUGGUUUGCCAUCCAAGAAUGAAGAUGACAUGUUAGUGGAUGGAUACUUGCGGUGUGAAAAAUGGAUGAGGAACGAUAUUAUUGACGCAAAAGAGUCCAAAUUAUUUUCAUGGUUUGAUAGGUUCAUAGGACGUGCAAAGAAACCCGAAGUAACCUGGCCAUUUCCAUUUGUAGAGGGCAGAAUGUUUGUUCUGACUAUUCGUGCUGGUGUUGAUGGAUACCACAUGAAUGCUGGAGGCCGGCAUGUGACCUCGUUUCCAUAUCGGACGGGGUUCACAUUGGAAGAUGCAACUGGAUUGGCAAUCAAAGGUGACAUCGAUGUUCAUUCAGUAUAUGCUACCUCUCUGCCAACCUCUCAUCCUAGUUUUUCAACCAAAAGAGUAUUAGAGUUCUUGGAGAAAUGGAAAUCUCAUCCUGUACCCCAGAAUCGCAUUCAACUUUUUGUUGGGGUUCUCUCUGCCACCAAUCAUUUUGCAGAACGAAUGGCGAUAAGAAAGACAUGGAUGCAAUCUUCGGCUAUCAAGUCCUCUAAAGUAGCAGUCCGCUUUUUUGUUGCACUAAAUCCGAGGAAGGAGGUGAAUGCAAUACUGAAGAAAGAGGCUGCUUACUUCGGUGAUAUUGUAAUUUUGCCAUUCAUGGAUCGAUAUGAGCUUGUGGUUCUUAAAACUAUUGCCAUUUGUGAGUUUGGGGUUCAAAAUGUCACAGCUGCUCACAUUAUGAAAUGUGACGAUGACACUUUUAUUAGGGUGGAUACUGUCCUAAAAGAAAUUGAAGCCAUGCCUUCUUCAAGGCCUUUGUACAUGGGCAAUCUCAAUCUCCAUCACCGGCCUCUUAGAAAUGGGAAAUGGGCCGUGACCUAUGAGGAAUGGCCAGAAGAAAUUUAUCCUCCCUAUGCCAAUGGCCCUGGUUAUAUAAUAUCCAGCGACAUCGCCAAUUACAUUGUAUCCCAGCAUGCAAAUCGGAACCUCUGGCUAUUUAAAAUGGAGGAUGUUAGCAUGGGAAUGUGGGUUGAGAAGUUCAACAGUACGAAAAAAGUUCAGUACACUCAUAACUUGAAAUUUUGUCAGUAUGGGUGCGUGGAAAACUAUUACACCGCGCAUUACCAAUCACCAAGACAAAUGAUCUGUUUGUGGGAUAAUCUGAGUAAGGCUCGAGCUCGUUGCUGCAAUUUUUAAACAAAUAGAGAGUUUUGGUACGAAGAUGAUCAAGUUCAUGUUGUACCUCUUGCUAUCCCUUUCAUAGUGAAAUUUCGUCCAUAAAUGCGGAUGAAAAUGCUUUUAUCAAUGCGAGGUUUGUGAAGAAUGGAGCUAAUGCCCCAAGCUUGACAGCAAUGACAAUGUUGUAUAGGAUUCCUGCUACCCUGGAGUUGGACGCCAUUGACAAAAGUUUAGUUUAUAUACAAGUUUUUGUUGGGGAAUUUGCUCUUACAAUCCUGUUCAGUGUUGCAUCUAAGAAUUGUGUGAUUAGUUCUUC